GCUUAAUAUGGUGACGUUGUUGUAGAACUGUGGCGAGUGUUGAACUCUCUUGAAACAAUAACAAACAAUUUAUUUGUGUUCGCCGUGUGUUUUUUUGUUUUUUAAUCACGAAUCUAAAUUAGACUUGAACAACCGGCUCACGAAGGACCAAAAAAUAUUUCCAGUGCUGUGUCUAAAUUAUAUCUACCCUACCGUACCAUAAUUGCAUAAUUUUAUUGGACUGAUAUUUGUUUAACAUUAACAACCUAAAACACAAAUGAACAUUUGAACUAAAACCAGUAAAGGACUACCAAAGUGUUGGGUGUAGGCGAAAAAGUGUCGAGUACGGUGUCUGGCAUGACCGUGCAAGACGAAUCCAGGGCAAUGCCGCAGACAGCAGCUACCAGGUCCCGGUUCAUGAUCACCGAUAUCCUCAAUGGACCGGCAGCAGAUGGAACCAUCAUGAGGGGUGGCAGAUCGCCCAGUCCUGGACCCAGAGAUUUAUCUCUGCAUUCAAACCCAAUCCAUGACAGUGAUACUGAUAGUUCCGGGCAUCCAGAUACCUCUAGUAUAUGUUCAAAUGGUCCAAAUGGGGACGACUCAAUAAACUCGAAAGGUUCCAGUGGGGCAAUGAGUAAAAAACAAAGAAAAGCAAGAACAGCGUUCACGGAUCUACAACUACAAACGCUAGAAAAAAGUUUCGAGAGACAAAAAUAUCUCAGUGUACAGGAUAGAAUGGAAUUAGCGGCGAAACUCAGUCUUACGGACACACAAGUCAAAACAUGGUACCAAAAUAGAAGAACAAAGUGGAAACGACAAACAGCCGUAGGUCUUGAACUACUAGCAGAAGCUGGCAACUACGCUGCUUUCCAAAGACUAUACGGUGGACCACCAUACGGUUGCUGGUAUCCACCACAAAACGCAGGUCCUCAGGCAGCUCCCACAGCCGCCGAUCUCUACUAUCGACAAGCAGCUGCAGCUGCAGCAGCUACUUUACAAAAACCACUUCCCUAUAGGCUGUAUCCUCCUGGAAUGGGCCUGGGAAUUCCCGGACCAAGUGCACAUUUGGGAUCCCUAGCGGCCAGUAGUUCAUUAAGCAAUUUGUCUAGUUAUUAUUCGAAUCAUACUUCUGAAGGUCCUUCUCCUAGGUCACCAAGUCCGGAUACUCCCUUGGAUCCUGGAUCACCAGGUUCACCAGGAGGUCGGUCACCUCCUUCAGACGAUGAAGAUACCAUACAUGUAUAAAGUUUGAAAAAAAAGGUGUUCGUGAUAAUGUGAUAUAAAUUGUAUUAUAAAAAAACCAAUAAUUUAUUUUAAUGCUUUUAAGUGUCGUAUAGAGACAGGCAAUUUUUUUUUGUACAUUGAAGGCUUUAGUGUAAAUAAUAUUCGGUAACAUUCCAAAAAAUUGCUGGUUGUAUGAUAGCCAGAUGUUAAGUUAAUCGAUACCUGUAUGAUUGCACCCCAAAAUUUGAUGUAAUCUUUUUUUUUAUUUUUCUUGGCUCAAUAACUAUGUAUAUUAAUGUUAAAUUUAGUAAAUAUUAGAAUAAAAAAUUUAAAGUUUUUAUUACAAA
Messenger RNA from Ceutorhynchus assimilis (cabbage seed weevil), 1550 nucleotides. NCBI's taxonomy places the organism in Eukaryota, Metazoa, Arthropoda, Insecta, Coleoptera, Curculionidae. The record is from the annotation of a GenBank genome assembly.